UGAUAUAUACUGCACCAUUUGCCCACACGCAACCAAAUUUCACCACUCUCGAACCUUCUACAUGGAAGAAGACGGUGACAAUUUUGUCGUUGAUCAACCGCCGCCGCCGACCGAAGAGGAGCUCCAUAGACAAGAUGUCGGAAAGUUGCUUUAUGGAUGUGAUCAUUAUCGGCGACGCUGUAAACUCCGAGCCCCUUGUUGCAAUGAAAUUUUCACUUGCCGUCAUUGCCACAACGAGGCCAAGAAUGCUUUGACCAAUCCCAAGGAACGGCACGAACUUGUGCGCCACAAUGUUAAGCAAGUUGUUUGUGCUGUAUGCGACACCGAACAACAGGUUGCUGAGAUCUGUUCAGAGUGUGGAGUCAAAUUUGGGGAGUACUAUUGUGAAAUUUGUAGAUUUUACGAUGACAAUAGAACAAAGGGGCAGUUUCACUGUGAUGACUGUGGAAUUUGCAGGGUCGGUGGUCGAGAAAACUUCUUCCACUGCAAGAAGUGUGGUAAGGCAUCCCUUCCUCCUUGUUGUUUGACUACUGUUGUGGAUUUCCUUGUAUCAAAAUGGAUCGAUUUCUUUUUUAAUUUUGAAUAGUGUAGUUUAUAUCUCAACCCUUACCUUAUAAAGAAAGGUGUAGAUUAUAUCUCAAGUUCUCAACUAGUGAUUCUUUUCAACUAUAGCUUGUUCUAAAACUGUAUUGUGGAAGUGUACUUUUCUCAUUUGACAAUUCCUUUCUGAAAUUUUACUUUUCAAAUGCCCUUUCCAUUGAGUCUUAGAUAGAACAUCGUAUAUGGUAAUAAAGGGAUAUCCUUGGAACGGGGAGGUUAAUCUUGUACAACUAUAUUAUUGCUUUGUACAUCUACCAUCUCAUAGCUGUC
This is a messenger RNA of Solanum stenotomum, 870 nucleotides long. Its product is annotated as E3 ubiquitin-protein ligase MIEL1-like. Gene Ontology annotation, molecular function: zinc ion binding; ubiquitin protein ligase activity. Bases 62 to 586 code for a protein of 174 amino acids. NCBI's taxonomy places the organism in Eukaryota, Viridiplantae, Streptophyta, Magnoliopsida, Solanales, Solanaceae. The record is from RefSeq and is a predicted model, not a curated record. Gene Ontology annotation, biological process: ubiquitin-dependent protein catabolic process; protein ubiquitination. The transcript has 7 exons. Gene Ontology annotation, cellular component: nucleus.